GCAGUGAGAGUCCACCUUUGGCGUCCCCCGUAAACAAUCGCCUGUCCUUUAUAAGGGGGAGCUUGAUUGUUGUGAGCCAGUUAGAACCGACCUUCAGCCGGACGCACACCUCUGCAGUGGUGGCGAAUUCUUGACAAGAAAGUUAGUCGCAGCAACGAGACCAUGAAUCCCAGGCUCGUAUGGGCGCUAUUUCUCCUGGUGCUUGUGGCGGUGUGUCACGCCGAGCACCCCGGGCACGACAGCGGUGAGCACGACGAGCACGAGCACAGCAAGCACGAGGACCACGACCACAGCGAUCACCACGAGCACGGCAGCUCCCACCAGCACGAAGAUGAGCACAGCUCACAUGAGCACGAAGAGCACCACGACUCGCACGAGCACACCUCAAAACAGCACGAAGAGCACGAGCACGGCCCGGACCACGAGCAUGGUGACAGCCAUGAACGUCAUGGUUCCCACGAAAGUGAGCUGAAAGAGUUCUGUCGUGGAGAGUGCCCUGAGUACGAGGUGCUGUGCCACAACCAUGAAUACGAUGUGAGACGGUACAAAAGCGCCCUCUGGAUCUCCACCACGGUAUCGGACCCGUCUCUGUACCAGGGUCACGUACGCGGCUGGAACCGCCUGCACAAGUAUAUCAGAGGAGGGAACAAGGAAGGAGUGAAGAUGCCGUACACCGCACCCCUGGUGACACAAACCCGGGAACCCCAGGAGAGCCCCUUCCACGAGGUCACCGUGUCCAUGCCGCUUCCCAAGGACAUGGCUAAGAACCCUCCCACACCGAUCGACCCUCAUGUGGUGAUUGAUCUCGUACCCGAGUCUAUCGUGUACGUGAAGAAGUACCGAGGCCGUGCCGCCCGUGUCGGGUUUGUGGCAGAGCGGGAGGCCAAGAAGUUUUUCACCACCCUGGAGCACCACCAUGAACCCUUCCAUGGCAAGAACGACUAUUUCUACAUCGCUCAAUACGACAGCAGUCGUGCUGGAUCUUCUGACCCGAAAAUGUACAACGAGAUUUGGGUUUUCGCCAUGAACGAGAGGACGUUCAAGUGGCUAGAGUUCAACGACCUCAACGGCCACGGAGAGGGACUGCCCCACUGCCUCCAUCACGACAACAGAGUCGGUUCGUGGCACAAGAUGAACCAGGAGGACAUCCCUGUAGAGGCCCUGGCCAGGAGGCAGUGCUCUGAGACGUUCUGUGAAGCACCGAAGAAGUGUCCCAAGUAUUCGGCAAAGGCGGUGAAAGAGGUGGACGACGAGACCAUCCAAAUUAGAGAGGAGAAGGACCUGAAGGCUGUCGGUGUCGUCCCUCUCACCUGUAACUUCGACACGGCCAUGCACUCGUCUACAGGACCCCUGAUGCAGUAUUUGAACGAAACAGGAGUGCCUUUGUCAGACGUCGCGGCUACUAUGACUGCUGUCGUAGAGAAGCGAGAUGAUGAGGAUGGAAAGGAGGGCUGUGGAAAAUUCUACAAAGUCUACUUCGGCAUGGGCGGCGGAAGUGGCAAACCGGAAGAUGACUACACCCUGUCUUUGAAUGAAGACCUCUUCAAGGCACCGAAGACCAUUAAGGUGUUGCACGAUGGGAACGCUGCCGGAGGGAAUAACUUCUACACCAAGUGUUUUGGUGGCAACGCCUACUACGAACCAACCACUGUCACUACAACGUCGAAGAUGACCAUGGACAAGUUGAGGGAUGCAAAGAAGUGCAUGCUGGAAGACCACUUCACUGUGAUCGAGUACCACUCGCAGUCCAGGCUGUUCGACAGGUUUAAUGAGAUCAACAUCGAUGCCGAUCUGGACUGCAGUGACCAGGAGGGCCGUCCGGAGUUCACCUUCCACCUCCCACUGAGUAAGGGCUACCACCGGGACGAGGCGAAGCCGGUGUUCGGGGACCGCUGCACCACGUACGAGUGCCCCAACAUGUCCAUCGCCGUGAGAUUUGAGAACAACCUCAGGCUGAUGAAACAUCCAGCAGGAAAGUGGAUCUGCUCCAACAGCACAGGAGUGUCUUGUUCGUACGCACAGGCCUGGGAGAAGGCACUCCAGCCCAUCUUGUCAUACAUCAACGGUAAGAACGAGGACAACGUGAGGAUGGACAUGACGAGACCUCUGUAUGGACAGGGACAUACAGGAGAGAAGGGAAACGAGUGUGUGAAGACGUUCACGUUGUGCAUGUACCUACCAGUAGAACAUACAGAGAACCCACCAAAGCCCAUCGAUGACCAUAUUGGCAUCCGAACAGCAGACAAAGAAAUCUACUGGUUCCAGUCCGUGUUCGUGGGAGAGCCGACUCCGGAGAGGAUGUACAAGUCCCUGACAGACAUGACUGAGCAACUUGACGAUCUCAAGCCGUUUGGAGUCGAUUAUUCCAUAGAUGGAACGGAACUUUGGUUCGGAGGGUACGACGAACCUGGGGAUGAGCAAGGUCUGCACGAAAUCAUCAUUGUAGACCAGCAGCACAUCUACUGGAAGCCAGAAGAAAAGGAGGGAGAGGAGGAGGAAGAGAAGGAGGAGACGGACGCCCAUGAUCACGACUGGGUGGACCUUCCCAAGCCGGAAGGCUGCAAUGACGAAACUUGUCUAGACAUCCACGUCACCAAAGAGCACGAAGACUUUAUGGAGAUCCACUUCCCGAAGACCAAGGGCGUGUGUCAGUGGGCGAAGGGCUGCAACAAGGGGACGUCCGGACGGUCUUCCUUCCUGCCGCUCUUCAAGUACUUCAACGGAGACAACGCGGAGAACGAGGUGAUUGGAGACAUGACGUCACCAAUCGUUGUACAGAUCAAGACUCAUAGUGGAGAAGAGGAGGGUGCAGACAUGGGUGCGUGUGACCGUGAGUUCCAGACCUGCGCCAGGCUGCCUGAUGCCUGGAUCGACCAAGGCAAGGACAUACCAAAACCGAACGGAGAAGGGAUGUCAACGUUUGACAACGAAGGUGCGGACGCCUACGCCAUCUCCCUGAAGGGAGUGACUGACAAUUCACUGGAAGGCACAUUGGCAGAGCGCAUGGAAGAACUCGGACAAAAGUUGCAGGAGGAGGGACUCGAGUUUGACAAGGACUGGGUGCUGGUCUUCGCGUACGACACCCCUUUCACCCCCCCUGAGGAUAAGGUCACCUACAUGGCUUUCCUCAAGCCCUCUGGAGCUAAGGAGGGAGGAGAGAUGGCAAGUGACGAGGCCAGUGUGGAGAAACCGGCGAGCGACGAGGAGAAACCAGCCGAGGAGAAGGAGGGAGAUGAUGAGGGAGAGAAAGAAGAGGAACCUACGGAGGGAGAUGAGGAACCUACGGAGGGAGAAGAGAAAUCCGAAGAUGAGACAGAGGCACCAGAGGAAGAAGGAGAAGAUGAGGAAUAGAAUAUCGUGCAAUCGUAAACGUGUAGAAAAGUGUACAUCAGUUUUUUUCCUACAAUGUAUUUGUAUCGAGAAUCUAUUGAUUGAGAAAAUUGAAAUAAAUGAUUUAGUCAAGAAAGUUAUUUUAGAGCUUUGUCAGCAUAGCCAGCAGCUGCAUAAUGUUGUUUAAAUGAGUAGCGAGAGUCGUCGUGGGUUUUUGUGGCAAACGAUCUGUGCACUUCUGCAUGAAUUCUUCACCCGAUAUGCCUCAAAUUUCUUUACUAUACACAUAGACUUCCCUGUAAAGAUAUAAGAUAUAAAGUAGAUAUCUGAAAACAUAUCAGAUCACGAGGUUGUGGUCAACGUUUGCACUGUUCUUUCUAAUGACGACAUAGACCAAAUCCUAUGGUAGAUUAUAGGCUGUGUGUACUGAAGUUGUACUAAUUUCUAUCCUUACACAAAGCAAUAAACAAAAGUCAACGUUACAAAUAA
Messenger RNA from Branchiostoma floridae (Florida lancelet), 3819 nucleotides. RefSeq lists its product as uncharacterized. Lineage: Eukaryota; Metazoa; Chordata; Leptocardii; Amphioxiformes; Branchiostomatidae. The coding region runs from base 163 to 3351 and encodes 1062 amino acids. The record is from RefSeq and is a predicted model, not a curated record. The transcript has 21 exons.